CAGGGGGUGGAGAGUAACACUGGAGAGCAGCAGUGGUCCAACCCCUCAGAAUCUGAAAAGCAUCACAGGAGCCUCUGGAUAAAGACCAGCCUCAGUAGCAAGGCUAGGAGAGACAGAGAGGAUUUCUGCUCAGGGAUAAAACAUGAAACACAUGUGAGGAAGCAGUAUGGAGCUCAAGAGAGGAAAGACCUUCAUUAAAUCCAGCGUGCAACAUGAGAAGGUGCCACCAGUACACACAGUUCCUAUCAACAAAGACGACACUGGGAAAGACAAAAAGGCAGCUCUGGAGGGAAACCACAGUGUAGCUGAAGUCCAGCUGGCAUGUUUGGCCACACACAAGAACUACAGAUUUUCUACCAGGGCAGCAAGGAAUGGAGCUGGUGACAACAGCCUGGAAAAAUCAUCUGGGUCCUCCUACAAACUUGUAAGGAAGAGUAAAACCCACGACUGUGUUAGUGAGGCAGACAAAACAGAGCAGUGCAGCCCCAGCAGGGCAUGUGAGGAAGGUUUUUCUGGAAAGGGUAAGGGGCGACUUGUCAAUAGUAUCAGCUUUUCGGGUAUGUCCAGCUCCAGCAGUAAGAAAGAGUGUGUGGUCAGCCCCAGCCAGUCUGCGUGCAGCAGCCAGAUGAUCGACUACAGGAACUUUGUGCCACAGAUGCCUUUUGUACCAGCUGUCGCUAAAACCAUUCCCAGGAAGAGAAUUUCCCUCAAGAGAUCUAAGAAAGGGCUCAGAGAUAUAUUUCAUAUGAAAAAAAAUAAACCAGACAGCCUUCCAUUCCUGGUUGAGAAGGAGAAGAAUCUAUCCUCUCCAGGCUGCAAGAGUGAGUUGUCUGGGCGUCUUGCAAAGUAUCUUUUCAAAACUGGAGAAAGUUUUGCAGCUGAUUGCUUGUCCCAAGACUGCUCAGACAGUGAACUGCAGUCUGACUCUUCCUAUGACUGCUGCAACACCCUUUGUGAAGAUGUCGCCUCCCUGAAGAGCUUUGACUCUCUCACUGGCUGUGGGGAAAUCUUUGCUGAUGAGAGCUCGGCUCACCUGGAGCUGGAGAACAGCAAAGAAGUUCUGCUGAGACGAGGCAAGCACAAAGACAGCCCUGUCAUGGGCUCUUUCCAAGGGGGUGUGGAGCAGUUGGCCUCUCCUGGGCAGAAUGAGACUGUUGAAUUUGCAAAGUUUUGGGACAACAUCAACAAAUCAGUGAGGCUACAUCAGAGUGCUCUGUUUGAUAAGAAGUUACUGAAGAUACCUGGUCCUGAUGUGGAAAAGGCUAGAUGCCAGGCUGCUGCAUCUGUGACAGACCCCCAAGUGUCACCUGAUAAAGACGGUGACAAUUCCAAAGAGAGCUCCACAGAAACAGGAACACCAAAAAGUGACAACCAGGAAUCCACAUCCACAAGUGAUGAAGGCUACUAUGAUUCAUUUUCUCCUGGACAAGAUGAAGAAAUGAAGGAAGCUCAGACCCCUGGGGUCCCAGGUAGAUUUCCAAGAGACAGCUACAGUGGAGAUGCCCUUUAUGAGCUUUUCUAUGAUCCAAAUGAGGUCAAAAUAAAUCCAGUUCUAGAUGAUGACUUGUGCACAUCUGAAAGCAUUUCAGAACAAGCCAUUGAAAUCCCUUUGUCCAUUUACAGCUUUCAUGUUGGAGCUGAGGAGAACAUGGCUUCGCAGCCAACUCUAGACAUUAUCAGCCAGGGUUUUUUCCACAGCACGUGGAAAGGCAAAGAAUGUUUGCUAAAGCUCUGCGAUACCGAGCUUUCAUUGACCAUGGGGAUAAUAAACUGGCUGCGAAAACACGCGGGGCUCGUUUCCUCCCCUGACUCUCUUCAGAGUCCUCAAUCACAGCCAGAAAAAUCUAGUGAUUCAUCUAUACCACCCAGCCCAGAACAGAAAGUGAGCACAGAAUCUCAGCAGGAGAAACCAAGCAAGGAAGAAUCUAAUACAUUUAACCUCUGUGCAUUGUUGGAUGAAAGCAACCGUGCCACUGAGGCCUCCUCAGUAAAUGUCGCUGAAAGAGACCACAGGCUGGACUCCUGCCCCAACACAACUAAUUUGGAUUUUCAAGGAAGUGAGGCGACUCACCACAUGGAUUCAUCUACAGUGCCUGGGACUGUGGAAACCACCAAAGCAUCAAGUUAUGCACCACAAUCACAGGCUAACGGAGAUAAUCUGCAGACAUCUUCAACUAAGAAUGAGAAGAUGGCAAUUUCAGAAGGAUGCGAGACAUCUGGAGACAAAAACCCACUGCCAGAAAAGCUGAACAGAGAGAGUGGUUCCCAGAGCUCUGAAAACCCUUCACUAGAUGAUAAUCAUGAAGUAGAGUCAUGUUACUCCUACAAGACUGCUGCAACCUCACUCCUGGAUCUCCUGGAGGACAGAAAUAAACCAACGUACCCCUCUCUCUCUAUUUCCUGUGGUAAACCACUGCAGCCUCUGACUCUCAGACGCUUCCAGAGCUAUGUUAGCCCCACAGCAACAGAGAGCAGCACUAACAUAGUGCAGCUCUUAGAGCGCUGUGUAACACAAGUGGCAUCGUUAAAAAUCAGCUAUGAAAACAAACACCUGGAAGACAAAUGCAUUGGGAAUGAAGUAAACAAUAUCAUUCGUAAGAUGUCUCAGUACAAAAACAAGUUAUUCUUGCAAAAUGAAGGUAACUGCAUUGCCCAAAAUCCAGAAUACUCCAGUAUUCCUAGCACAAACCAAUACAACUAUGAGACAAGUUUCCAAUCCGGCAGCCUGUAUAAUUUGAAGCAAAAUGUGGAGCAAAUUUGCUCUGAAGAUCAGAGAAGCAGAGCAAAAAUCCUAGGUGAGGUCACUAGAAGCAAGAUAAAUUUUGAAUAUGCCCAGCUAAACAAUCAAGCACUGUCCUAUUUAAAAGACUUUACAAUUGACCUCAGUCCAAGUGACUCUGCUGCUGCCACAACUCUUAGCAGACCAACAUUUUUACCUCUCUUUAACUCUGUCUGCUCAGAUGCACCUGCUACUUUUCCACAAACUUCACACAGCAGCUCAGUCUCUCCCACGGACCCGCUGCAGCUGGAGGAGGCCAAGCCGCGCAGCCCAGGGCCAUGGAGCUCUGCGGAGACGUCACACGUGGGUCUGGCUGGAGGGAGUGCUCUGUCCCCAAACCUGCAGGCUGUGACCCUGGGGACAGCAGCGACAGGGAGGAACCACCAGUAACGCACCUGCGUUGAGAAGGAUCUGCCACGUUUGGAACAACACUGUGGAUAUGGCUGCCUGGCCACAGGCUGCUGGCAGCACUCAGCUCAGAUUCCUCACCACCAGGUCAUUAAAUCCUCUUACUACUUAAUAAAAACAUAAAAACUAUGCCCUGCUUCUUUCCCUCUGGAGUGAUAACUGGAUAUCAGACAGAGCUCUCUACUGCAGUCCUGAGGCGUGAGCUGCUACACAAGGGGUCACAGGAGAAAGCCGCAGAUCUGCAACGUUAAGUCACAGGGCAGACAGACAUACCCUGUCCUGCAGUUGUGUGUAUGGUGUGCCCUCAAGCACAAGGGAAAGCACGCAAUACUCUGCUGCUGCUGCCAAGUGUACCAAAAGGGUGUUCUCCUAACAGGGCUGCAAGCUUCAAAUCUGUCUCCAGUAGACAGAGCUGGUCUCUGGCCAAACAGUGCCGUGGCAGGGCAAGAGCUGAAGCCAAGGCAUGCUCCAUGUGUAAAGCUUGACAGGCUUCUCCAGAGAGGGAUUCUAGGCUCUGUGCUCCACCUCAAGCUUUUGAAAAUCCUUGAACCACACUUACUGGAUAGGGAGAUGCAGAAUUUGUUCUCUGACAUAGGGUAAGAAACACCUCUGUUGUAAAACAGAAAGAGCUGCUCAAGUACACAGCCAUGGUGCUGGUUCAGAUUGGCUUGUCACACAAGGUUUUAGGCCAGAGCAGACACCAUCUGUACGUACUGCUCUGACUGUGCCAGGUGAGAAAUCCUCUGUCCUCCAGUCGCCGAGAGGAAUCUGUCCUAGAAGUUUAAACCCAUGAAAAUUUUCUGUCACGUGUCCCAGCAACUCUGACAGAUUGGCUGGACUCUGCCCAGCCCCAGCACUCCAAGAAACAGCCUUUGGAGGUGGUGGAAGAUGCAGAGGAGGCUGCAGCACGGGCCAGGAGAGAGAAUUAAGGAGCAGCUCAAUAUUGAAUGGAGGAACCCAGAGAACACAAUGCUUCUUGUUGCUCACAGCAGUGUAACUGUUUUCUGGUCAUUUCUAAGAGCUUCCCAAACAGCACAAACUAAAAAGGACAGUAUUUCUCUCUGCAUGAGGCAGAAACACCCUUACGUUUUCAAGUGUUGGGAGAUUUGGCCACCUGCUUUGCUGUUUACAUCUUUGUGAAAGUGCCCUUCCCCACUAACACGUCUGCCAUCGCACAGAGGCUUAUUUUUCAGGGGUCUGCAUCAGGUUAAUGGCCAGAGACUGUCAGUCAUCAAUACCAUUUACUAAUGCAUCAUGUAGUUACUACCUGUUCAUCAGUGAACUGGGUCUUCCUUUAGUGAGAGAAGUGAUUUUGUUUUGUUUCCAUUUUUGUUGCAAACUAUCCUGCAAACAAUGCUGACUAGCAAGCCAUCUUCUUGUGCCCCCAGAUUUUUAGGCAGAACUUGCCAUCCAAGCACACACCAUAGUCCUUCGAACUACUUGCCUCUAUUAGAUUAUUUCUGAAAUGAAAAAUUCAGUGUAGGCAAGGGAAGACUUCUAGUCAUAGCUAGUAUAUGUAAGAAACUGGUGCUAGGCACAGAUUUUUAAGGUUAGAAGAGCAGUUCAAUGUAUGAAUUGGCCUGAUAUUUUUAGUUUGUUGUGAAUAUUAGUCUACAGGGUACUGCUAAGAAUAUCGCUGCCUGCGCAGGCUGGGAACACACAAAGGGAUUCUAAUUUUGAGGAGUCACUUGCUUCCUGGUAGAAACAGAGAAGGGAGUCAUAGCUGCCGAGACUGUCAGAAGCAGUAACAGACUGACUCUUCACACGGUACAAGAUACACUGCAAGUAGACAUUACAGGGGCAUUUUCUACUGCAUUGUCUCAAAUGGCAGCUGCUAUGUGCCACCAUGUGUCAGCACUGACACUCACGGUGUCAGGAAUGUGACACAGUUCAUACGCUACCACCUCAGUCCCAGAAAGAUGAGAAUUCAAGUUUUUUCCAAAAGGGAUCUGUUGAUUUUUGAUCGAGGCUUCUCCAACAGUAAAAUGAAUGGCAUCUUAAAAUGCAGAUGGGAUUUGCAUAUUCAUAAAGUGACUUUGAGGAAUGGUCUCAUUUUAAGGGAUCAUUUCACUACAGGCUUUGUUACAAAUGUAUUACAGAAAAAUAAUUUAGACAAUAAUUAAAAUGGCAUUUAACACAGUUAAAGGAAAUGUCUGUGGUGAUAGAUAUAAACACUGCCAUGUGACUGAAUUUUCCUACCCGGUAUCUUCUUGCCCGCCUACAUUAACAGAUGGCCUACAGGUUUGCCGGAAAUUUUGAUUCUUUUUGAAGGUGACUCAGGAUCUUCGUCUUAAUCACGGGGAUGGUAGUGUAACUGAGGUGACGUAUAAACACGAUGUCAUCUCUGAAUCCAUGGAGACAGACAUCAUCGAGAAACACUCCUACGCUGGACAUGACUGUGCAAACCCCAAGAGCUUAUACACAAAGAAUGCUCCAAGGUUCACUGUUUUAAAACUCCACACUCAGGUGCUGUGAGAGACGUGACCGAGGCAGAGGCAGCUGCAGAAGUUUGUGCUUUUUGACUGGAUGUUUUCCAGCAGGAAACUCCAUCCUGAACAAGGGAACGCUGUCCUAGAGCAGUGCGUUGGGUUGACUUUUCCUGGCUGUUGAAAUCUCUGGGACUGGCCAAACAGGCAGACAACACUGCAUGUCAUAGCCGCAGAGAGAACAAAGCACUCCCUGAAAACAACUGUGUUUCAGACCACUGAGCCACUUCUACCACAUAACAUGGUUUGAACUGUAUCUUCCAUUAACUGGUAGAUGUGGCAGAGCCACAAAACCCACGUGUGCUCCCAACAGUACGUGCUCACCUAAUUCAAAUGCUGAACCGCCACAUUAUGCACCAAUUGAAGCUUUGGAUGUGUUUCAGUGAUAGCACUAAAAGGAAUAUGUUGCAAUAAGCUUGGCCUCAGGUCAGAAAAAAAUAGAUAACUGUCAGAGGGAUUGCCAUAAUAGAUAGGGCAGCUGUACAUAAAAGACGACAGUAUGGCAUACAUUAUUGCUGUUAUCGAGGAACUGAGAUUCAAAAGCAGAUAAAAAUACAGCCUAGACACUGCAAAGUGACAGAUGAAUGUGUAUCUGGUCCUCACCAACUGAAAGGCUACUCGCAGUCUAGGCAAUUUCUGUAAAGCUCUUUAUUCCAUCCCGGUUCAACUUCAUUCCCUCUGUCUUAAAUAAGGUUGCAUUUCUUCCAGAGAGAUAUUUCCCUGUCUGUCAGGCACAGGGAAGGCAGACUACAGUAUCUGGAUUUGAUAAAAAGGAAAAGCAGAAUGGAGCCUCAUCUGCAUAUAGGCAAUUGUCUGAUAUAUGGUAUUAUUUCUCGAAAUAGCCAGAGAGGUGCUUUAAUGGGUAAAAAAAUAAAGACAGAAUCCCUCUGCACACAGCAGAGUAAGAGUAUGGUAACACAUUCAAAGCCCGGGGUAAGAAAUCCAUAUAUUUCCACACUCCCCCUGUGGCGUAGCAAUUGGCUCCUCUCUCAAGUCUCACAUGGCGUAAUGUAAAAACGAUAAAAUGCGGAGAGAGCCAGCACAUUUUCUGCAUUGGAAAUGCCUCUGGCUCUGAAACAAAUACCUUUAUAACGUGAGGUGCCCAGAUCAUCUUGCACUGAACCAGACACUGAAAUCUCAUCUGACAGUCCACCAGCCACAUGUGCACACAUGCACACACGCACACGUUCCUGUUCAGACAAAUGCAUCACAAAGUACAAAUAUACCAUUUGUCACAUAUGGUACCACAGAGGCAAAAAGCAGGGAGACAGAGGUGACAGGCCACUGCCUCUGCUAAUACAUUUGAGUGUUAGUCACCAUGUGCCCAGAUACUUGGGUUAAAUGCUAAAUUAAACAAUUUUCUCCUUCAUUAAGCACUGUUGCUUCUGGACUUGGCUCUGUCUCACUGUACUGUCUUCAUGGGACUUUGUCAUCAAUGCUUACUCUAUCCAAAAUCCGAAUUCUGUCAGGAGGAAGAAAUGUUCUUGCCAGCUUAUUUGCUAGAGAAGGGUUUUUUGACACUGUUAUCAGCACAGAUGAUAUCUUAAACAGCAGAUGCACUAUAAUGUUGUUAAAUGUGUUUCAUUUUAAAACCAAAGAAAUUGAUUUGCUGCUUUACCCGCUAUUGCUAUUGCAGUAGGCUGGUUUCCAUGGAUACAGUAUUACAGAGACUCUACUUUUCCCCUGUUGACAACAGUACAGAAAGCUAAAUUCUCAUCUUCGUUGCACCAGCAUAAAUUUGAAGCCAGGGGAAUGAUUCUCAGAUUUAACCCUGAGAGCAGAAGCUGGCUCCCAGUCUCCUUCAGCCUUGAAUGGGAGAUUUUCAGGGAGAUGGCGAUGGAUGGAAAAAAGAAAAGAAAAACAGUUUCUGUGGACAGCAGCAUGGGCUGAGGGACAGGACAUAUGAAACAAAUACAGUGCUUUUCUAUGAGAAAUGGGGAAAAGUCAAGGCAGAAUGAAAAACAAAACAAACCAACCAGAGAAAACCCAACAAAACAAAACCAAACCCCCCUGCUUAUUCAGAGGCUUAGUGUCUUGCCUGACACAACUGCAAAAAUACAAGUCAAGUUUUGGCUAUAGAAGUCUGGCUAUAGAAGACCUUAUAAUUAUCUAUAUGGAGUCGGGCCAAACAUCACUCCAUUUGUUUAAAUGACGGAAUGAAUUAGUUAUUACUAUUCUGACAAAAACCUGCUUCACUUCUGUUUUGCUGUGGUGGCCGGGAAGACGUCAGGGUGGGAAGAAGGAGGAAGCAAGAGACUCGUAUCCAGUUACAGAGCAGGCGUCUUCCUUUAAAGAGGAGAGAAUCCAGCCCCGUCUGGAUUGCAGUCGUGGAGACACUGAAUGCAAAGCAGAUCCUCAGCUUGAGAAUGCUCUGUACAAACCUGAUGGCAUUUAUAGUCACCAGCUGGCAAGUAAAAAAGAGUAAGAGGAAGACCCUGGUAACCUUGUCUUUUUGACCUCAUGUGUAAAACCUCUAGUUCUGUUCCUUCCAUGCAGAGAGGGGCAGAAGCAGAGUCCUCCAAACAGCACUGCAUCCCACCCCUGCCCCCGGCUGCAGCAGGUGCUUGGAAAAGGAGUGUCAGAAAGAGGAAAAAUGGACAAUUUUGAAACCUGAAAUAACCAACUUCCCGUCUUCUGGCAACCAGCACCCUCUGAGCAAGACAGCGGCUCCUCCUGGAUGUCUGGGUUUAGCGUUCCCUAUUCCAAACUUAAUUAAGUGUACGAACUUCAAAGCUUUCUAAUUUGUGUUAUGAAAUUUUAUUUUGUUUAGUGUGUGUCUCUCAGGCACCUCUCAAAAUCAGAUGUCUAUUGUGCCUGUAUGUAUCAAUUUUGCUUUGUAAAACUUCAAAAACAUUCCUUUUGAAUUUC
Columba livia (rock pigeon) is the source of this 8541-nucleotide messenger RNA. RefSeq names its product APC membrane recruitment protein 3 (gene AMER3). The transcript is spliced from 3 exons. Bases 167 to 3169 code for a protein of 1000 amino acids. Gene Ontology annotation, biological process: regulation of canonical Wnt signaling pathway. Gene Ontology annotation, cellular component: plasma membrane. Gene Ontology annotation, molecular function: phosphatidylinositol-4,5-bisphosphate binding; beta-catenin binding. The record is from RefSeq and is a predicted model, not a curated record. NCBI's taxonomy places the organism in Eukaryota, Metazoa, Chordata, Aves, Columbiformes, Columbidae.